This is a messenger RNA of Sebastes umbrosus (honeycomb rockfish), 3001 nucleotides long. RefSeq names its product ERI1 exoribonuclease family member 2 (gene eri2). The record is from RefSeq and is a predicted model, not a curated record. Gene Ontology annotation, molecular function: nucleic acid binding; 3'-5'-RNA exonuclease activity; zinc ion binding. Gene Ontology annotation, biological process: exonucleolytic trimming to generate mature 3'-end of 5.8S rRNA from tricistronic rRNA transcript (SSU-rRNA, 5.8S rRNA, LSU-rRNA). NCBI's taxonomy places the organism in Eukaryota, Metazoa, Chordata, Actinopteri, Perciformes, Sebastidae. The coding region runs from base 243 to 2411 and encodes 722 amino acids. The transcript is spliced from 9 exons.
GUCAUGCUUUUGUUUUGGUUUAUAAACGGUAACACCGGAAAUGCAGUUUCGAUAAACUCCAUUGUUUGUUUUUCUGUGAUCGAUUGUUUCUGCAGUUGAUUUCACUGACUAGCCCAGAUUAAUCAAGCUCAGACUGAUGGAUGAGCAUUUAAAAAAAAACAGCGCGGUGUUUUCUGAGUUGUCUGAAUAAGACUCUUUAUAGUUUCACAUUUAUUAUGUAAAGUUAGUUACUAGCUGACGUGAUGUCUACGAAGAAACUGGCCAAAGAACUGGGAUUAUUGAGGCAGCGGAGUCAGUCCUCUAAUGGGUCAAAGAAAUCACUGUUAUCAAAUCAAAUAUUUUCCUACCUGAUUGUGAUUGAUUUUGAGUCAACUUGCUGGAGAGAGAAAAACCACUACAGCCAGGAAAUUAUUGAGUUUCCUGCUGUUCUGCUGAACACGUCUACAGGGGAGGUUGAGUCUGAGUUUCAUACUUAUGUUCAACCCCAAGAGCACCCCGUUCUGUCCGAGUUCUGCACUGAGCUGACCGGGAUAACACAGAUGCAAGUUGAGGCAGGGAUCCCCCUUCGGAUCUGUCUUUCUCGGUUCAGCCGCUGGGUGCAAAACCUGCAGCUCGAGAUGGGUGUGGUCUUUCCCAACAGACAACAGAGAUCUUCUGCACCUUCACCUUCUCAAAAACUGUGUACUUUCCUCACAUGGUCAGACUGGGAUCUCGGAGUUUGUUUGCUGUACGAAUGUAAACGCAAGCAGCUCCAUAAACCUGAUGUGCUCAACAGCUGGAUAGACCUGAGAAGCACCUACAGGCUGUUUUAUGACCGGAAACCCAAAGGUCUGAACGGGGCACUACAAGAUCUGGGAAUACAGUUUUCAGGGAGAGAACAUUCUGGUUUGGAUGACUCGCGAAAUACAGCUCAUUUGGCAGCGAGGAUGAUGAGGGAUGGGUGUGUGAUGAAGAUCACCAGGAGCCUGGAGAAGAUGCCAUUAAAGGUCAAACCCAUGUUUGGAAACACAACUGCAGACAACAAAAAAUCCAACACCGAUGAAGAGGAAAACACACUUACCACAAACAAACCCUCAUCACCCAAAAUUCCUCCCAAAUCAUGUCAGAUAAAAUCACUUUCAGGGAACAUUAUGAGGGAUUUAGACACAAAGGAGAACUCAAGUUCUGUUCAAAGCCUGAUCUCACCAAAGACACUGCUGAAUGGUACAACUACGCCACUAUGGGGAUGCAGCAGGAAGUCUAUUACAGCAGUGACUGUCGCUAAUAUUUCCUCUUCAGUUAUGAUCAACUGUCCUGCACCACGCAAUAACAACAGCAGCAGCCUUGUUCUGUGUUCGACCACUUUGGGCUGCCUUUCAAAUCUGCCUCAGCCAAACCAGCCCUCCAAAACCGGAGCAACAGUAGAAGAGGAAGGUGCAGAACUUUUAGUGGAAGCAGAGGACAGGUGUGGUUCAUAUGAUGAUGUGGUGCUGGAGGGUGACGAUGACGUCAUCAGUGAAACGGAGAGAGAAUUUGACAGCGGAUGUCACGUGUGUGAAGAGACGGAUGAUACACAUUCACCAGAGAAAAGACACAAAAUAAGAGAAACGGUGAGCUUUGAAAACAACUUCAAAACUCAAAAGAUGGCCAAUGAGUCAUCAACGACGUCUGUAUCUACAAAGAGUUCUCACAUUAAUAUGUCUAAUCACUUGAAUGAAAUCAGGCAGCAUUCAACGAUCUCAGAGCCCAGUUCUUAUUUUGCUGUGCCUAAAACUGUUACUCGGGACUCCAAAUCUUAUCGGCACAAAACAGGACUUAGAACAUCUCUACAAGUACAAGAAAAGUCAGAUGGGUCUCAUAAAAUCUGUCGAACAAACACACCCGCUCUAUUCAGGCACAACCACUUCAUCCCAGAAAAGACCUCCACCCCUUUUACCUCAUUUGUCAGGCCCAAAGCAGUCAUCACACAACACACAAAGCACCAAGAGACUCCAAAAUCUUCCUUCACCAUCUACACUGACCCAGCAAAACCCUCCCGUCCCUCCUCAUGUCACGCCUCCAAGAAUGUCCUCUCCUCUUUGUCGACUAACACACUCUCCUCACGCACCAAUCUCGCCUCCAUCUCUGUGACAAUGAAAGGAGGACAGAGGAUCACAUCUCCACUGUGUGCGUGUGGGCGUCGUGCAAAGCGGCAGGUCGUAUCCAACGGCGGACCAAACCACGGGCGAGGGUUUUUCUGCUGCCCGGUCCGGCGGUCAGGCAGCGGAGGCAGGAUCCAGAAGGGCUGCGAGUUCUUUAAGUGGGAGUCAGCUGUGAUGAAGAGCAGCUCAGUGGCCGCUCCUGCUGUCGGGUCUUCAGUCUCACUCUGUCAGAUCAACUCGAGUCUGAGCUGUCGUCCACCCCAGAGGUCAACGCUGAGAAAGAGCUAUUAACUUGUUGAAGAAAAAAAAGAAAGCUGUGUGUGUUCAACCUCAGUGAAAUAGACUUUGUGAUGUUGUUUAACUUGUUCCUCCUCUUUAUGUUGUAUGUGAAAAAAGUAAAAGCUGAAUAGAUAUGCUUAUAAACAGAGGAGAUCCCCUUUUAUGAACUUCAUACAGCAGUACAAAUCAAAGCUGUCAUUUUAUUGACACAAGGAAUGCUUAAUUAAAUUUCUUUAUUACAGUUUGGAUAAUUAAUUGGCUUUUAUAAAGCUAAAAUUCCCCCAAAAGAUGUAAUUCAUUGCUUUUCCGUAUUUCACAUCAUUGUUGAAUGAAUACUUUUAAAUAUUUGACUGUUUGUGACACUUAAUUAUACAAUUUAGGACAUAAAAGUUUAGUAAUCAUUAAUGAAUAAUGAUAAUUAACUAAUGAAAUUAAUUUAUAUAAUGUUAGUGUUGUGUUUUUAUUUAAACAAAAAUAAUCAAAUCAGCCAAUAAUGAACACUGAUAAUAAACUUCAUUUUGUUCAUGUUUUGUACAAAUUUAUUUUGGAAAUGUGCUUUAGAGAUCAAAUGAAAUGUUGAAUAAAGUGAUUAAAGUUUAAUC